UUAUACAUAAGCCGGGUAAUUGAAAUCGCUAUUGACCAACACCAACGGCCCCAGCCUGCUGUGGACUCCGUAAAUUUAACAUUGCGAGCAGUGGCUCCCUCACUAUAGUCUCUAUAGCCGGUUCGAUCAUCGAUGCCUAUUCAUUCAUACAUUUGUCACUAGCCGUCACUUCGUCAGUCGUCAGGUUACGGAGAAACGUCAAACAUUUAAUAGAUUGAAAAAUUAUAUCAACAUGAGGUACGGUCAAAUAGUGAUUGGUCCCGCUGGUUCUGGAAAGUCGACCUACUGUUCAGCAAUGCAGAGACAUGCUGCCAAUGAUAGAAGAACAGUUGAUGUUGUUAAUUUAGAUCCAGCUGCUGAACAUUUUGACUAUAAACCUCUUUUUGAUAUCCGUGAUUUGAUUACGGUUGACGAUGCCAUGGAAGAUGAAGAAUUAAAAUAUGGCCCCAAUGGUGGUUUAGUAUUUUGUAUGGAAUUUUUAACUGAAAAUUUACCGUGGCUUGAGGAACAGUUAGGAGAUGUUGAUAAUGAUUACAUUAUCUUUGAUUGUCCUGGACAAUUAGAACUUUACACUCAUAUGACAGUUAUGAGAGAUUUGAUCAAGUGUUUGCAAAAUUUGAAUUUCCAUUUAUGUGUAGUUUUUAUCAUAGACAGUCAAUUUAUUGUGGACCCAUCUAAAUUUUUGUCUGGAACGAUGGCUGCUUUGACUGCAAUGAUUAAUUUAGAGCUACCCCAUGUUAAUAUUUUAGGUAAAAUGGAUUUACUUUCAAAAACAGCAAGGAAACAAUUGGAUAAAUAUUUGGAACCUGAUCCAUUAGAAUUAUUAAUGGAUGAAGAGGAAGAUGAGUAUUCAAAUCUAACCCAAACAUUAGGUAAAGUAAUAGAUGAUUACAGUCUAGUAAGAUUUUUACCUUUAAAUAUGAAGGAUGAGGAAAGUAUAGCAGAUGUAAAAAUGACAAUUGAUAACAUUAUCCAAUAUGGUGAGGAAGAAGAUGUUAGAACAAGAGAUUUUGAUGAACCAGAGGAAGAAGAGAAUGAACCAUAAUUGAAUGUAUUUAAACUUGUAAAUAAUUUGUAAAUAGAGCCUUUGAAACAAUCUUACCAUUUUUGUACUCAUAAUUGUUGAUUGAAUGAUUAAAAGUUUUAUCAAGCAAUAAUUUACUAUUUCAUUUGUACAAAUUAAACUUCUAGGACAAACGUUGUAAAAGUUAUUAAUGCAAAAUGCUGUUGAUGGAAAGGCUAGCAUAUACUACAAUGUAAAAAAACUAUACUAAUUUACAUUUAUGG
Molecule: messenger RNA, 1287 nt
Organism: Trichogramma pretiosum
Lineage: Eukaryota; Metazoa; Arthropoda; Insecta; Hymenoptera; Trichogrammatidae
Product: GPN-loop GTPase 3
Exons: 5
Coding region: 233-1045 (270 amino acids)
Molecular function (GO): GTPase activity
Source: RefSeq, a predicted model, not a curated record